GUGGAAGAUGCCUAAACGGUUGAAGGAGGAUAUGUGGAACGUUGUAAAGGUAAAACCCUUCAAUGAUAUUAAAAUAAUUUUUAUGAAAAAAGUGGAUUAACAUGCAACAAUUAUCACACUUUCAGGGAAAGUAUGAUGUGGGAAUCCUGUCAAAACAUUGGAUAAUAUCCUCCAUCGGAAAAAAAUGGAGGGGCUACAAGUGUGAAUUAAAAAGUGAAUAUUACUCGGUUAGGGAUACAGAUGCAGAAAGAUUGGCAAACCCACCACCUGAUGUUGAAAAGGAGCAUUGGGAAUUUUUGGUUAGGCAUUGGGGUACACCUAUUGCGAAGGAGGUCAGUAAAAAAAACAAAGAACGUUGUGGGAAGCAGACAAUGAUGCAUACUACAGGGACAAAAAGCUUUGCACGUGUUUCUGCCGAGAUUGAGGAAGACGAAGGUAUUCAACUUUCUCGUGCAGAUUUAUUCAUUCGCACACAUGUAAAUAAGGAUGGCAAAGCUACUGAUGCUGCUGCUUCAGAGAUGAUUGUUAGUUUUCAUGCUUCCAUUUUGCAAAAAGGGGGUCACGUGCCUUGAAGUGACCAAUUUUUAAACUCUUUGCGGUGUAUUAGGGGGUCACAUGCCUUGAAGUGACCAAUUUUUAAAUCAUCGGCCCGUGUGGAGGCAUUUUAAUUUCAUUGUUUAUCAUCGGCCCGUGUGGAGGCAAUUUACUUUCUUAUAUUUGUUGAAAAGCAUGGGAGUAUGGGAUCAUUAUAUGUGGAGGCUUCUUGUUGAUUGAUUUGUGUUGUGGAGAAGUAUUUGCUAUUUGUUGUUUGUGUCAAUGUGUCAAUCAUA
Molecule: messenger RNA, 830 nt
Organism: Cornus florida
Lineage: Eukaryota; Viridiplantae; Streptophyta; Magnoliopsida; Cornales; Cornaceae
Exons: 3
Coding region: 102-572 (156 amino acids)
Source: RefSeq, a predicted model, not a curated record